AUGGCUCCCGGAGAGAAAAUCAAAGCCCAAAUCAAGAAGAAUCUGCCUGUGACGGGGCCCCAGGCGCCUACAAUUAAAGAGCUGAUGCGAUGGUACUGCCUCAACACCAACACCCACGGCUGCCGGCGCAUCGUGGUGUCCCGCGGCCGCCUCCGCCGCCUGCUCUGGAUUCUGUUCACGCUGACCGCCGUGGCCCUCAUUUUCUGGCAGUGUGCCCUCCUCGUCCUCUCCUUCUACACCGUCUCUGUCUCCAUCAAAGUCCACUUCCAGAAGCUGUAUUUUCCCGCUGUCACCAUCUGCAACAUCAACCCUUACAAGUACAGUGUAGUGAAGGAUCUUCUAUCCGACUUGGAACAGGAGACCAGAGGGGCCUUGAAGACCCUUUUUGGCUUUUCGGAGAUUAAGUCUCGAAAGCGAAGAGAGGCGGAGUCCUGGAAUUCAUCCUGGGAGGGCAUGCGCCCCAAAUUCAUCAACUCAGUCCCACUGCUGUUCUUCGAUGAGGAUGAGACAAGCAAGGUGGCCAGGGACUUCCUCACGGGGAGAAAGCGGAGAGUCAGCGGGACCAUCGUUCACAAGGCUUCUGAUGUCAUGCAGAUUCAGCAGUCCAAGCAGGUGGUGGGAUUCAAACUGUGUUCAAAUGACACAUCUGACUGUGCCACCUAUACCUUCAGCUCAGGGGUCAAUGCCAUUCAGGAGUGGUACAAGCUGCACUACAUGAAUAUCAUGGCACAGGUGCCUCUAGAGAAGAAAAUCAACAUGAGCUAUUCUGCCGAGGAACUGCUGGUUACCUGCUUCUUUGAUGGGGUGUCCUGUGAUGCCAGGAACUUCACACUUUUCCACCAUCCAAUGCAUGGGAAUUGCUACACAUUCAACAGUCGAAUCAAUGACACUGUCCUCAGCACCUCCAUGGGGGGCAGUGAAUAUGGACUGCAAGUCAUCUUGUACAUAAAUGAAGAGGAAUAUAACCCCUUCCUGGUGUCCUCCACGGGGGCUAAGGUGAUUGUCCAUCAGCAGGAUGAAUACCCCCUCAUCGAGGACGUGGGGACAGAGAUUGAGACAGCAACGGCCACCUCCAUAGGAAUGCACUUGACAGAGUCUUUGAAGCUGAGCGAACCCUACAGCCAGUGCACAGAGGAUGGGAAGGACGUGCCAAUCACCAACAUCUACAAUACUGCCUACUCCCUCCAGAUCUGCCUUCACUCGUGCUUCCAGACAAAGAUGGUGGAGAAAUGUGGGUGUGCUCAGUACAGCCAGCCUCUACCUAUAGGAGCCAACUACUGCAACUACCAGCAUCACCCCAACUGGAUGUAUUGCUACUACAAACUACAGCAGGCCUUUGUCCGAGAAGAGCUGGGCUGCCAGGCAGUGUGCCGGGAAGCCUGCAGCUUUAGGGAGUGGACACUGACCACCAGCCUGGCGCAGUGGCCAUCUGAGGUUUCUGAGAAAUGGUUACUGUCUGUUCUCACUUGGGACCAAGGCCAUCAAAUGAAAAAAAAGCUCAACAAGACAGACUUGGCCAAACUCUUGAUAUAUUACAAAGACCUGAACCAUAGAUCCGUCAUGGAGACCCCAGACAACACAAUCCCGAACCUUCUGUCCAACUUUGGUGGCCAGCUGGGCCUGUGGAUGAGCUGCUCCGUUGUCUGCAUCAUUGAGAUCUUCGAAGUCUUCUUCAUAGACUCCCUCUCCAUCAUUACCCGCCGGCAGUGGCAGAAGGCCAAGGAGUGGUGGGCCCGGAGGCAGCCACCUUCCUGCCCCGAGGCUCCCCCCAUCCCCCAGGGCCAGGACAAUCUGGCCCUCGAUAUAGACGAAGACCUGCCUACUUUCACCUCUGCUUUGCGCCUGCCUCCAGCGGUAGGGACCCAGGUGCCGGGCACACCACCCCCCAGAUACAACACCCUGCGCUUGGAGAGGGCCUUCUCCAACCAGCUCACAGACACCCAGGUGCCAGAUGAGUCCUGA
Loxodonta africana (African savanna elephant) is the source of this 1962-nucleotide messenger RNA. It is a transcript of the gene SCNN1G, whose product is annotated as sodium channel epithelial 1 subunit gamma. Gene Ontology annotation, molecular function: ligand-gated sodium channel activity. The transcript has 12 exons. Lineage: Eukaryota; Metazoa; Chordata; Mammalia; Proboscidea; Elephantidae. Gene Ontology annotation, cellular component: plasma membrane; sodium channel complex. Bases 1 to 1962 code for a protein of 653 amino acids. Gene Ontology annotation, biological process: sodium ion transmembrane transport. The record is from RefSeq and is a predicted model, not a curated record.